GCUCAAAAUAGAAAACAAGUAAUUAUUGUAGGGAAAACUGGUAACGGAAAAAGUACACUUGGUAAUAUUCUACUUCGAAAUAAGUCUUUUUCCGAAGGGAGUGGAUUCAAUGCUAUGACAACGAAAUGUCAAUUUGAGAAACGUGGACAAUUUGAAAUUGUUGAUACGCCAGGGCUUUUUGACACCAGUCAAAACCGAAAUGUUGCUCGACAAGCCGAAAGAAUCCUAGAUGCUUUGAAACUUUGCCCAGCACCGCAUGCCUUUUUGAUAGUAAUCAGAUACAGUAGAUUUACGGCUAAGGAAGUUUCUGCUUUGGAUGUGUUGCCAAUUACAUUCGGAGAGAAAUGUUUUGAUCAUGCCAUUGUCGUGGUUACUCAUGUUGACAAUGAUGUAACAGACGCCGAUUUUAGGAACGCUUGCCGGGAAUCACAAAAGGUGAAUGAGUUACUGAAACGCUGUGGGAAACGGAUUGUUAGAAUCGAUAAUAUGCAUCCGAAAGAUAAGAAUAUCAGUAUUCUACUCCGGUACAUAGAUCAAGUAUCAAAAUAUGGAAAAGCAUGCUUCAAAAAUGAUUAUCUAAGCUGCCACGAGGAAGUGUUAAGAAGACAUGCUGAUCAUUAUAGGUACGACAGAAUGCUUGUUCAUGAGCAGGUUGAAAUUAUAGCAAAGGAAAUAAGAACAUUGAUAGAAAAAGAGAAAAAAGUAAGGGAAGAAAAAGAAAAGGAAGAUCAAAGUGAAAAAGAACAGGAUUUGUAUUGGGAUAUAGUAAAAAAUGUUUUAAUUUUUGGUGCAGGAGCUACAAGUGGCAUACUCGUAUAUUCUAAAUUGUAAAAUUACCAGUCCUUAAUUUAGUAAACUAAUAGAUAAACAAGUAAUAAGUACACUUUUUAAAUACUGACACUUAUUUGUUUAGAAACCAAAAGUACAAACUUUAUACCUGUUGACGAUAUUUCGGACACAGUUGUAAUAUGUUGACAAUGGGAAUUACUGUAUUGUUUCUAAUUAUCAGAAAUAAAUUUUCAAUUAUAAUUUACCGCAAAUGGCAAAUGACUUUACCCUAAAUACAUUCAUUUCACAUUAUACAAAGAUUACAUCUUUUGUUUCUUGAUGACGAUAUCGGAAGUCUCAUGAAGUCCUUCGCCCUUUUGUCUUCCUCUACAAUCCUGGUGCCAUUUCAUGUGCCUCUGCCUUUUUAUGUCAAACAGAAACCCCCUUUUGUGUAUUCAGAAAUAUGAAAAAAAACUUACAGAGAAGCAAUAAUGAACACUUUUAGUAGUACGUUGGUUUGGUUCGAUGCAAUGAAAAAACAUCCCAUUAACAAAUCUAGUAUAAAGACAGUGAAACGGCUGACUGACGGAAAGGAAGCUCUGAAAUUGGAAUACGUACGAGGAGGUUCCUGUUGUACGACAUUGUAGAUCUUGAAGGACAUGGUGCCAUGGAACAAGAAGAAGACUCGGAUUGAUAUGUAAAAUCUCGUUUCAGAAACUUAAAGUUGCAAUGCGACGCAUAUUUCUGAAAAUAAUCUUUUUGAAUGCAAUUAGAAAAAUGAUUACAAGAGUUUCUUUUUAUUUACAAACAUAAUCUUAAACUAAAUUGACGUUGUCGUCAAAAUAAACAAAGUGAAGAGCAAAAGCGUUUAUAUAUGCACAAAUAGAACUCAUGCACUAUUAUAUAGUGCUAGAUGAACAUAAAACGACUCAAACAUUACAUACUAGUAUUCAAUUGAACUUACUUUAGUUGAUUAA
Ruditapes philippinarum (Manila clam) is the source of this 1745-nucleotide messenger RNA. Its product is annotated as GTPase IMAP family member 9-like. Gene Ontology annotation, molecular function: GTP binding. Lineage: Eukaryota; Metazoa; Mollusca; Bivalvia; Venerida; Veneridae. Bases 115 to 831 code for a protein of 238 amino acids. The transcript has a single exon. The record is from RefSeq and is a predicted model, not a curated record.